AUAACACAGAAGAACACUUUCUGCUCAUACUAUCGUAGUGGUGAAUAAUUAAUAAACCACUAAACUCACGAUAUUUGUUAUUAUUCAUCUCUGACUUUAAACUUGAAAAUCGCUGGGCGUAGGCCUUGCACUUCUCCCAUCGGCCUACUCCGUUGCACUCUAUACCAGCAAACUGGGCAAUAAGCCUACAUUGAUCUUUAGCUCGAUUGGUGGUUUGAAAUGUUUCUCCAAUAAUUGAAACCGGCGGCCGAGUUCUCUCAAUGUAUCAUGCUAGACGAUUACUUCGAAAAUCCCAGGUAACAUUCCGGAUAAGCCAACCAUUACCUCGGGAUUCAAGCUCGGUCACUAUUCGUCAACUACAGAUCAAACGCCCGUGGGCCAGGAAAUUUCUAGCUACCUUUUUAUUGUGCGGGACUGCACUUCAUUUGUUAACUUCCUUCGCCGUCUUGCGGUUCGAUGAGUCGCUCUAUGAUACUGACCGGUCACCGGAGAGUUUGCCAGGGCUUGACGCCUCAUCCACACCUGAGAAGUUUGACAGGGACGAAUAUGUUCCUCCCCACUCAGAGCAUGCUGUUACUAUACAAACUCGCUUCCUUCCCCUAGGUUGGCCUCGCUUACACGAAGGAAACUUUUAUGCACCGACAGACCCUGAGUGGCAAGCUUUUAGGAAAUUAGCCCUUGACAAGAACAAGCUCUCGGGGUUGAAAGAAGACUUAAUUUCAGCUGUUUUGGAUGUCUCAUCGCAAUCAAGACUACUUAAUUAUAUGCUGGGGGGACCAGUGUCUGUCGCAGGAGUUUGGCUAGAACACCGAUUCCCGUACCGUGCACCCCCUGUAUACUAUCGAUUUGGACUACAACUAUCUCCGAAUGGCCUCGCCUGGGUUUCGAAGCCAAUAGCUUCAGAAGACGGCGACUGCCUGCACAGAUGUAUGAGGCCGUUAUGUGUGGCACACGCAAUUAAGGAUGCUUUUUUGGUUCUGUGGAGCAGGCAAAUCUCCCGACUUAGCCCAGGCUUGAUGGAUGAGCAGAUGUCUGGGUCUUUUAUUUCUCUAGAUGCAAAUUUAUUGCCCUCGGUCUUGCAAGGAUCUGAUGGACUUGACGACGUUUCUCGGUCUGUGUCACAGCCGCCUCCACAGAAUUCCCAAGACGGCAGCCCAUCAACCAAGGACUGCUCCCGUCCACAUACUUCAUUGUGCAUUUCUACGUUGCGAAAAUUACCGCUGCCAAAGCUCGGGCCUGAUUCUGACCUACGUAUGGCGCUCCUGGCUUUCAAGUGGCGAUUGAAUUACUGCUGGGCUCGCAACGUGCACACAUCUCGUCGCGGUGUCAUGUACUUUUCUGGUCCUGUUGGUAUACGAGGCCCCAGAGGGUUGUGCAGAGUGGAGGUGAAGGGAGAGUAUGAUGUUGUGAGGUCUCAAUGGACUGCUAUCUCCAUGGAUAUCAGAGAUCUUAAUUUGUUCAGUCAAAGGGCACUUGGUCCUCGUUAGCAACGCUUAUGUCCAUUGGCUGUAACUCAGCUGACUUGUGUAAACCACCAAUCCCAGAGCGUAUCAAACAACCUCAAUACCGUGGUAUCCUUUAUGGCCUCAAAGCCUUGUGAAAUACCAGCGAGGGACAUGGUUUGGUGUGUCUGUCAGACGGUCUCUUACGGAUUAUUCUAGGUUCACGAAAUCCUUUCGGAGACCCCAUCUGGAGCAUUCAGCUUAUUAUAAUGGGUUCCUUGAGGCAGGCAAAUGAACAGUACAGCGUCUUGAUGGGAUAUGUGUAUCUUCCCUCUAUUUUGCUAAAGUUCGUGCAGCCAGCCAAACUACGUACCACCACUUCAAACUCCGCAUAAAUAUGAAGGGCGAAUCGUGCUACCGGGUGCUAGUUGUCGUUAGUCAAACCAGGUGUAGUAAGCUUUGAUAAUUGUGUACACAAAGAUGAGUCAAAUCUCUUAAGCGAUGCUUGGUAACUCGAGUAUUAGUUAUCCUGAUUGACAACUCAUUAAUAAAUCCCAAAGGGUUAGUUUACCAUGUGAUUUGACUAAUUAUUCAUAGUUAACGUAAUCGGACAACGAAGCGGCGCGACAACGAGCC
Molecule: messenger RNA, 2078 nt
Organism: Aspergillus welwitschiae
Lineage: Eukaryota; Fungi; Ascomycota; Eurotiomycetes; Eurotiales; Aspergillaceae
Exons: 4
Coding region: 261-1487 (408 amino acids)
Source: RefSeq, a predicted model, not a curated record